AUGACGAAGGGUACCUCCAGCUUCGGUAAACGUCACAACAAGUCGCACACCCUGUGCCGACGAUGCGGCCGCCGCUCGCUGCACAUCCAGAAGCAUGAGUGCUCCUCUUGCGGCUACCCCGCUGCUAAGAUCCGGAAGUACAACUGGAGCGAAAAGGCCAAGCGGAGAAAGACGGUCGGCACCGGCCGCAUGCGCUACCUCAAGGACGUGUCGCGGCGAUUCAAGAACGGCUUCCAGACCGGCCAGCCCAAGGGCGCCCGCGGCCCGACCAAGCAGGAGUCCUAG
Hirsutella rhossiliensis is the source of this 285-nucleotide messenger RNA. RefSeq names its product ribosomal protein l37e domain-containing protein. Bases 1 to 285 code for a protein of 94 amino acids. Gene Ontology annotation, molecular function: RNA binding; structural constituent of ribosome. The record is from RefSeq and is a predicted model, not a curated record. The transcript has 4 exons. Lineage: Eukaryota; Fungi; Ascomycota; Sordariomycetes; Hypocreales; Ophiocordycipitaceae. Gene Ontology annotation, biological process: translation. Gene Ontology annotation, cellular component: cytosolic large ribosomal subunit; ribosome.